AUGCAAAACUUCAUUUAUAAUUGGCGCGAAAUAGAUGUCGUUAUACAUUAUGUGAAGGAUUUACUCAAAAUCAAUUUCAAAGAUUUCAAAAUUACAGAAGACGACAUUGGUAUAAUUUCACCAUAUAAAUUGCAAUAUAUAAAAAUCAAAAACGCUUUGGCAGAUCAUGAUUUAUCGAAGAUUACUAUUGGCUCGCCAGAAACCUUUCAAGGGUCGGAGAAGCCAAUUAUAAUCGUGUCAUUCGUCAGAUCAAAAACCCGUGCUUUAGGGUUCUUAACUAAUGAAAAGCGUUUAAAUGUCACAAUAUCGCGACCUAAAUCAAUGUUGAUACUGAUUGGAAAUGCAAAAACACUAAAAAUAAAUUCCAAUUUUAAGUUCAUCAUAGAUUCAUGCAUUGCACAUAAAUCUUUUAUAAAAUCGGCGUUCGCUGAGAAACCAGAUACAUUAGAUGAGUUGCUUAAAAAAUUAAAAAUUUAAA
Molecule: messenger RNA, 478 nt
Organism: Teleopsis dalmanni
Lineage: Eukaryota; Metazoa; Arthropoda; Insecta; Diptera; Diopsidae
Product: putative helicase mov-10-B.2
Exons: 3
Coding region: 1-477 (158 amino acids)
Biological process (GO): regulatory ncRNA-mediated post-transcriptional gene silencing
Cellular component (GO): cytosol; P granule
Source: RefSeq, a predicted model, not a curated record